AAAAAUAUUUGGCUGAAAAUGCUGAGCACUUUAUUGACACAAUUGGGAAAACUAUCUGGGUUUCUUAUUUUAAUGAAAAACUAUUACCAGAAAAGGCUUACAAAACCAACCAAGCUGUCUCUCAAGAAAAGCUCGCAGAAAUUGUUCAAAAUAAGGAAGAGGAAGCUACUGCUAAAAUGAAAUUAAAAAAAUCAAACAUUG
Racocetra persica is the source of this 201-nucleotide messenger RNA. Lineage: Eukaryota; Fungi; Glomeromycota; Glomeromycetes; Diversisporales; Gigasporaceae. The record is from the annotation of a GenBank genome assembly.